AUGGUGGAAAUUACGGAUAUCGUGUGCCUUCUCGUCCCGCUGGCGAUGCUGGCCGGCUCUACCUUCCAGACCGACGUGAAGAGCGUCAAGGAGGCGGAAAAAACGGGGAAUUUCAUGGAAGACGAGCAGUGGCUGUCCACCAUUUCACAGUACAGCCGCAAGAUCAAGCACUGGAAUCGCUUCAGAGAUGAGGUAGAGGAUGAUUACGUGCGUACUUGGGAUGAAAAUCAAGGUUCGAAUGACAAUGUAGACACCACCAAGGACCCCUGUCAAAAGGUUAAGUGCAGCCGACACAAGGUGUGUAUCGCCCAGGGCUACCAGCGAGCUGUCUGCGUCAACCGCAAGAAGCUUGAACACAGACUGAAGCAGCCUGUGCUCAGGUCUCCUGAUGGAAACUGUCAGCCCUGUCCCAUCUCCUCCACCGGGCCUGUGUGUGGGUCGGACGGGCACAACUACGCCUCAAAGUGCAAGCUGGAGCAGCAGGCGUGUCUUACAGGGAAGGAGCUUACCCUCAAGUGUUCAGGUCUGUGUCCUUGUCCAACUGCUGCCCCGACAUCCAAGGAGAGUAAACAUGAGAGCUGUACCGGGCAGGAUCUGGCUGAUCUCGGCGAGCGUCUAAGGGACUGGUUCCAGCUACUGCAGAACAAUGCCAAGCAGAACAACAACAGCAAGCCGGGGGCCCGAGCCACUGCAGCCAGCACCACAUCAGUGCUGGACAGGAGCCUGGUGGCCAGCUGUAAGGACUCCAUAGGCUGGAUGUUUUCCAAGCUGGACACCAACAGCGACCUUUACCUGGAUCAGGCUGAGCUGGCUGCCAUCAACCUGGACAAGUACGAGGUCUGCAUUCGGCCCUUCUUCAACUCUUGCGACUCCUACAGGGACGGCAAGGUCUCCACCGCUGAAUGGUGCCUCUGCUUCUGGAGAGAGAAGCCACCCUGUCUGGCCGAACUCGAGAGGAUCCAAGUACUAGACGGCGGCAAGAGAAAGUUCGGCCGAUUCAUUCCCAGCUGCGAUGAAGACGGCUACUACAGGAAGCAGCAGUGUGACAGGGGAGAGUGCUGGUGUGUGGACCAAAACGGAGGAGAAGUAGCCGGAUCUAGGAUUCGCGGCAAGCCAGAUUGCGAUUAUGAAAUGGCAUAUUCAGGUGAUUUUGGCAGCGGGGUCGGAUGGGAAGAUGAAGAAGAGAAAGAAGCUGAGGAGACUGCAGAGGAGGCCGAGGAGGAGGAGGGAGAGGUGGGAGAGGUGGAUGACGGGGGAUAUAUCUGGUAAAAGGCCAACGUGUAAUCCAACCUCUCUACAGGAGCAACUCGAUGGUCCCAAACACAAUCACACACACACACACACACACACACACACAAAGAUCCUGCGAGGAGAUGGACGUGAUGAAGCGCUCACACUCAGAACAACACUGGCUCAUGAAAAAGCGAGGGAGAAGAGUUGUGCACGGGUUUGGGAGGGCGAAGCUGCAUAUGUUAUGGGAGUAUUUAAUGUUACAAAUGGGCAGGGGAGGGGGAGAUAUCACUAUUAAGAAAUUAUGGGUCUGGAGUCAAGAAUUUUGUCCUUCAUACUUGUGAAUCUUUGUUCUCUUCUGUUGUAUGUCCUUUGAACUAUCUUUGAGCAGUUUUUAGCUGAUGCAUAUUGGAGACUUUAAGAAGCUGCAGGUGCUUGUCAUGUGCUUGCAUUAAAAAAAAAAAAAUGGAGCAAGACGGGGAGCGUUUCAAUAGUCCAAAUUGGCCUCUUUCAUCUUUUACGUUUUGCCGAUUGACUACAUUUAUCGAACCAGUUUUGGUUUUAAGGCAGGAAACUGGGAAUAAAGAGAGGAGGAAGCCACGUUGGAACAUUGAAAAAAAAGCACCCUUUGAAUUUACCGUUUUCAUGUCAUAUGCUUCGGCUCAUGUGUGACAGUAGUGCUCUGUCUCAUUCAUGACCUAUUAAGAAAAAGUUUCUCACGCAUCACUCUUUAGCUUGUAUAUACUGUGUGUAUCAGAAGACAGAAUGUCACCUAUUAGUCCCGUAAUCAAUGCCUUGAAAGACGAGCAGAAUAUACUGCUUAGUUGACAAGUGUACAUCGUAUCAUAAUGUGGAUCAAUUAUUGUGUUUAUUAAAAAAAAAUAAAAUAAACUUAUCUAUGUGGCCCAGUCGGCCACCGUACA
This is a messenger RNA of Stegastes partitus (bicolor damselfish), 2153 nucleotides long. RefSeq names its product SPARC (osteonectin), cwcv and kazal like domains proteoglycan 2 (gene spock2). The transcript is spliced from 11 exons. The record is from RefSeq and is a predicted model, not a curated record. Gene Ontology annotation, biological process: anatomical structure development. Bases 1 to 1269 code for a protein of 422 amino acids. Lineage: Eukaryota; Metazoa; Chordata; Actinopteri; Pomacentridae. Gene Ontology annotation, molecular function: collagen binding; extracellular matrix binding; protein binding.